AUGGCGAUGGAGACCAGCCUUGAGACGAUGCCCAAGAUGGAGGAUCUCGUCGCCGCCUUCGCCGCCUCCGUCACCAUGUCUGGCAGCAGCAACAACAGCCUCCCUGCGCCGCGCCCUGCUGCCACAGCUUCGACGUCGACGUCUACAAGCCCGGAGAUGAAGAUGGUGCUCAACAUGGAGGAGCUGGUCGCCGCCUUCGCCGCCGCCUCGGUUGGCCUCGCCGCCCCACCACCCAAUGCGCCGGCGACCGUGCCUUCCCAUACUAGGACGAUGAUGAAGACGGAAGAAGAAGAACGCGAGCCGGCCAAGGGGGAGGAGGCGUGCGUCCUGCGCGUGCGGUUCCCGGACGGCCGCGUCACGUGCAGGAGCUUCGGCGCCGGACGCCCCGUCGCGGCGCUGUUCAGGUACUGCCGCUCGGUGCUGCUCGGGGAAGGCGGCGCGGGGCGGAGGCCGUUCCGGCUCGUGAAGCUCGCCGGCGGCGCAUCCGACGAGGUGCGCGCCGGCUCGGCCUCGUUCCGCGAUCUCGGGCUGCACCGCUCCACCGUGCACGUGGUUCUGGCGUGA
Triticum turgidum subsp. durum (durum wheat) is the source of this 564-nucleotide messenger RNA. The record is from the annotation of a GenBank genome assembly. Lineage: Eukaryota; Viridiplantae; Streptophyta; Magnoliopsida; Poales; Poaceae.